AUGCCACAUAAACGAAGUCAGGAAACUGAGGCUAGACAUCGGGCAGCUUACGAAGAGAAAAAGAAGCAGAUGGAGACAUGCGCGUCCCAUCCCCCUGAACUCACAGACUUAGCCGAGAACUACACAUCCAAGAUCAAUGCAUCGGCGAAUCACUGA
Messenger RNA from Perkinsus marinus ATCC 50983, 156 nucleotides. RefSeq lists its product as hypothetical. Bases 1 to 156 code for a protein of 51 amino acids. The record is from RefSeq and is a predicted model, not a curated record. The transcript has 2 exons. NCBI's taxonomy places the organism in Eukaryota, Perkinsozoa, Perkinsida, Perkinsidae.